Nematostella vectensis (starlet sea anemone) is the source of this 1825-nucleotide messenger RNA. RefSeq lists its product as uncharacterized. The record is from RefSeq and is a predicted model, not a curated record. Lineage: Eukaryota; Metazoa; Cnidaria; Anthozoa; Actiniaria; Edwardsiidae. Bases 189 to 710 code for a protein of 173 amino acids. The transcript is spliced from 2 exons.
UUAAUUUUGACCUGUCAAAAUGGGUAAUUAUUAACGUAGAUCAAUUAGUACACCAAUCAGAAUGGCAUGUUGGUAAUGCCAGGUUAUACGAUAUUUAAUCUCAAGCAUGUGAUGUGAUUGCUCAGUUCACCGUCCUAUUCAACUGAGAGCACGCUUAGCUUUUUAUCAAUCCGAACUCAUCCGCCGGAAUGGCAUCCAAAUCCUACAGGACUCGGUCCAAAUCCAAAUCACAAACAUCUAAUGUUGCUCAAGAGAUUGCUGAUCUCUCGGCUCAAAUCGAGGAGCUACAAAUGUCUUUGCCUUCGGUUUCACCAUCCCACGCGGGAGCGCAACAACGAGUAGCUCCCCUCCUAACUCCCCAGGCCAUAGAAGCCCCGUCUCUGGCCCAGCAGCUCCAGCUGGAACGCACGAAGCAGGAGAACCUGAAGUUACAGCUGGAGCUGACCAAAGCGCAACUGGAGUUGGCUCGUUUUAACGCUCCCAUUUCAGCGCCCGUAGAACCCUUGGCUGAUGUUUUGAGUUCCACGCCGGCACGCCCCCUCACCGAUGUGCCCAACUUGGCGACACUUCGCAAGCUCCGUCGCGAUCGGGCAGUCCUUCCCAACGAAUUCCUCUUCACAACUUCUAAAGAUCGUUCUCAGCAACUCAUCCAUUACGCUUAUGAGGUGCAGCGCUUCGCUUUUCAAGAGUCCACGAAACGCAACAUGUGAAGUCAACUUGAAGCGUAUAUACAUUUUUGUUCUUAUUAUCAGUUAGUGCCAUUUCCGGUGACUAAGCAAACUUAUCUAGCGUACCUUGUAUUUCUUUCGCGUUCCUUAUCGUGUUAUCGCUCGGUGAUUAAUUAUGUCAACAUUUUGAAGCACGUUAACAAUUCGCUAGGUGCCGACUUAUCGUUUAUGCAGGGAUACGAUUGUGUGUUGACACAGAAAGCACUUCGGCGCAUGAUGGGUGAUCAGGUGUCUCACACUCUACCGAUAACCAUCACGAUUUUACUAAAAUGUGUUCAGAAUUUUGAUUCUCGCAAUGUAUUUCAUGUAUGCAUGCAUGCAGCGUUUUUAGUCGUUUUUUUUUUUCGUUCUUGCGUAUUUCCAAUUUAUUGCCAUACAAAGCAAGCGAUUUGUUAAGUUCCGCAAACCUUUUCCUUAGACGCAAUCAAGUGGUCUUUGUUUCCUCUGGUGCUCUAUUGUCGGUUUAUCGAACUAAAACACUUCAAUUUCAGGAGCGGAUCUUAGAGAUUCCUUUGCCAACCAUACCAGGUUCGCCACUUUGCCCUGUUUCCGCAUUGAAGCGAUAUUUCGAUAUAGUUCCUGCAGCGCCGAAUAGUCCCUGUUUUGUAAUUCCUCGCGGCAUCCAAACGACGCCAGUUUUAGCUUCGCACUUUAAUUCUUUUCUUAAGAAAUGUGUUUAUGCCAUAGGGCUGAAUCCCUCCAAUUUUUCGUCGCGCAGCUUUCGCAAAGGCGGGGCUACAUUCGCGUUUAAUCGCGGGGCACCGACUGAAUUCAUCAAAGCGCAGGGUGAUUGGAAGAGUGAUGCAUAUUUAGUCUACUUAACUCUAUCAAGUAGAAAAAAGCUUGCUAUUCUCAAUUCUAUUACAACUAGGCUUGCCAACAAGCAAUAACACAGUUAUCGUUAUACGUGUCAAUACUCUUCAUGCCAUUCUAUUUCUAUGAAUAUAUUUGUUUCUUAUUUCUUUCUAUUCAUAUUUUUAAUUAGUUUAUUAUUUUUUCGGGUUUGGGGUUUAUUCAUUUUAUCGUAUUUUAUUAUUAUUAAUAAUUCACUUGUAAUUUAGAUCAGUGGCAGAUUUUAAUAAAUUAGUUGAACCCCA